UCUUAUCACUCGACAGCCUCGACAGUAGUUGAAUACGUGACAGGAAUGUCUUGUUUUUAACCAGUUCUGAAUGUAUCGAAUGGAUUGAACAAUCAGGACAGCUGCUGUACUUUGAACCUGUUACAUUUUCACUGAUUCAUAAAGCGGCUAGCAUUGUCGAGAAGUGAUAGUUUAAUUCAUUCAAUCAGUGAAGUUUUUUUUGGUGACGUAACACAAUCAACAAGUGGGUACGAUAGUCAACAAAGACUAAAUAUGUCUGAAAACGUGAGCCCAAUCAAAUACUUUCUCUCCGGGGGAUUCGGGGGAGUUUGUACUGUUCUGGCUGGACACCCUCUGGAUACCAUCAAGGUUCGUUUACAAACCAUGCCCCUACCCGCCGCAGGACAAUCCCCAUUGUAUGCCGGAACAUUGGAUUGUGCAAAGAAAACUAUCAGAAACGAAGGAUUUAAAGGAUUGUAUAAAGGAAUGUCCGCACCCAUUACUGGCGUGGCACCAAUUUUCGCUAUGAGCUUUUUCGGGUUUGGCCUUGGGAAACGUUUACAACAGACGACACCAGAUGAAGAGCUAAAUAAUGUCCAAUUAUUCGCAGCUGGAGCUUUUUCCGGUAUAUUCACAACGACAGUUAUGGCCCCAGGCGAACGAAUUAAGUGCCUCCUACAGAUACAGCAAGGCGGCCACGUACCUCAGAAAUAUAACGGAAUGGUAGAUUGUGCAAAACAGCUGUAUGCUGAAGGUGGCAUUCGCAGUAUUUACAAAGGAUCGGUUGCCACUCUACUCAGAGAUGUUCCUGCAUCGGGAAUGUAUUUUAUGACGUAUGAUUACUUGAAAAAAGAAACAGUACCAAAGGAUGGUCAAAAGCAAGAGGCAGCCGUUGGUCUCUUGUGGACUAUAUUUGCUGGUGGAAUGGCUGGAGUCGCAAAUUGGGCUAUUGGGAUGCCAGCGGAUGUGUUAAAAUCACGCCUUCAAACUGCCCCGGAAGGAUCGUACAAGAAUGGUAUACGAGACGUGUUCCGAGAGUUAAUGAAAAACGAAGGACCCCUGGCGCUCUAUAAGGGCGUCACUCCGGUGAUGUUACGAGCUUUCCCAGCAAAUGCGGCUUGUUUCAUAGGAUUCGAAAUUUUCAUGUCGUUUUUGAAUUUAGUCGCUCCGAACUUAUGAAGACCAUCAGGGGAAAAAAAUAUAAUUCCCAAUGUUAAGAUGAAAGUCAAUGUUAGUGAUGGUCAUGAAGUCUAUUGAGUUGCUUCUGACAUUGUAUUUCCUAAAUAUAUAUAUUUGUGAGCAAUCUGCAUGAAUUUUAUAGAAAAAUAAAGUUGGCGGUCGCAUUUGUA
This is a messenger RNA of Toxorhynchites rutilus septentrionalis, 1328 nucleotides long. It is a transcript of the gene colt, whose product is annotated as congested-like trachea protein. The coding region runs from base 253 to 1158 and encodes 301 amino acids. NCBI's taxonomy places the organism in Eukaryota, Metazoa, Arthropoda, Insecta, Diptera, Culicidae. The record is from RefSeq and is a predicted model, not a curated record. Gene Ontology annotation, cellular component: mitochondrial envelope. Gene Ontology annotation, molecular function: O-acyl-L-carnitine transmembrane transporter activity. The transcript has a single exon. Gene Ontology annotation, biological process: carnitine transmembrane transport; mitochondrial transport.